CAGAUUCAAUAUACCCAAGCACCAAAACUUUCUCUCUACCAAACCAACCUAAUCAAACCUCUUUCUCUCUGCACGGAAAACAAAGCAAAAAAAAAAAAAAGGUACAAAUGGAGGGUCUAAUUCCUUUCGUCUACAGAGCUAUAGUAGAGUACAAGAAUGGCAAUAAACAAGACCUUCUUGACUCAUGGUUCAACGAAUCUCCUUCCGCUUCUUAUAUGAGACUUCCUGGUGAUUCCGGUAGGUUUCAAGCCUCCGAUAUUCCUCUUUUCCGAUCAGAGUUUGGGUUAGCUUCGUCGGCAACAUCUUCUAUGCCUCCUCUUCCUCCUCCUCCUUCUUCUUCUUCUUCUACUACUACUACGGCUAGUACUACUUCCCAAAUUAUGAUUUCGACCGGAGUUCAUUCCCCAGCUCGGCGUAGAGUUGCUGCAUGAUGAUGAUGAUGAUGAUUAUAUGUAUGCAUAUGCAUGCAUGAAAUUACAAGUGAAAGGUGCUUGAAGAAAGCUGAAGGCGCCGAGCUUGUCAAAAAAUGGUGGUGGUUUAAGUAUUCUAGUAUUUGUGUAUGAUAAUAACUUUUUAUUAUUAUUUUUUUUUAAUUUUCCUUUAUGUUAGUGGGGAAGAAAAUAAGCGUGUGGAAAACCAAAGGGGUGCUACACGCUUAUCUCUAUGUGUUUGUUGGUAGUGUGACUUGUGGAGGGGGUUUGGAUUAUUUGUGUAAGAUGUAAAUAUUGAUUGUAAUGCCUCUGAGAGAGAGGUUUAAAAAUGUUUGUUGGCCAAAGGGCCAUACUUAUAAGCUACUUUAACUGUAAAUUCAAUCUGUUGUCUUAUCAUUUUAUAUCUUCUUUUUUA
Messenger RNA from Ziziphus jujuba (common jujube), 846 nucleotides. RefSeq lists its product as uncharacterized. The transcript has a single exon. The record is from RefSeq and is a predicted model, not a curated record. The coding region runs from base 108 to 431 and encodes 107 amino acids. NCBI's taxonomy places the organism in Eukaryota, Viridiplantae, Streptophyta, Magnoliopsida, Rosales, Rhamnaceae.